Messenger RNA from Uloborus diversus, 1380 nucleotides. Its product is annotated as acidic mammalian chitinase-like. Gene Ontology annotation, cellular component: extracellular region. The transcript has 9 exons. The record is from RefSeq and is a predicted model, not a curated record. Gene Ontology annotation, molecular function: chitin binding; chitinase activity. Bases 1 to 1215 code for a protein of 404 amino acids. NCBI's taxonomy places the organism in Eukaryota, Metazoa, Arthropoda, Arachnida, Araneae, Uloboridae. Gene Ontology annotation, biological process: chitin catabolic process; carbohydrate metabolic process.
AUGAACGAAUACUUCUAUCGAGCAAUAGCUUUGAUGUUAGCUGUGGGUGCGUUGUCGAGAAUUCAAAGAAUGGAGCGCAGCGAUCAAGCCCGAUCGGAAAAAUUUGCUAAACUGUUAGAAUUCGAAGAAAAAAGUAAAAAAAAGGCGAGUAGCCAACAGACUGUUUGCUACUACAAGGCAGAAAGAAAUGUAACGGGCAGGCUUCAGCCCGAAGAUAUCGAUACGAGCUUAUGCACCCACUUGAUUGUAGGGUACGCUGAAGUACGCGAAGACUUUCUUCUCCCUCGUACUACCUACGAUUUGGAUUGCUUCAACAGGACGUCUGCUCUCAAGAAGAAGAACACCAAAAUGAAAGUGAUGCUGUCCAUCGGAGACAAAUCGAAAGGAGGAUUCUCAAAAAUGGUGACAUCUAGUGAGAAAAGAGAGAGAUUCAUCUUCUCUUUACUGCAUUUUCUGGAUAAAUAUAACUUCGACGGAGUGGAUUUUGACUGGGAAUUUCCUGCGUGGAACGGAGGGAAUAAACUCGAAAGGUUUCACUUUGUGCUUCUGCUAAAGGAACUGCGGUUUGUCCUUGAAAGGGUGAAAAAAAAGUUUUUAGUAAGCCUUGCUGUUGCUGCCCACGUUGGUAUCAUAGAUACGUCUUACGAUGUACCUGAAAUAGCGAAAGCUGUGGACUUCGUGAACCUCAUGUCUUAUGACUUCCAGAUGUUCAGCAAGGAAUACCCUUUCACAGCGCACCAAAGUCCUCUUUUCUCCAGAAACAGCGAAAGAAAGCACAAUUAUUUUAACAACGUGGCUUGGGCUGCGAGUUUUUGGGAAGCUCGAGGAAUGCCUAGGAAGAAAAUAAUGGUAGGAAUACCAAUGCAUGCACGAACAUAUCAUCUGGAAAAUCCAAAAAAGCAUAGUUUGGAUGCUCCAGCCACCGGACCAGGGCUAGGAAAGGGCAAACUUUCUUUCUCUCAGGUAUGUUAUUUUUUAAAACAUGGUGCUAAGCAAAUUUUCGACUUAUCUACUAAGGUUCCUUUUGCAUAUCUGGGCCAUCACUGGAUAGCUUUCGAGAAUGAGCACAGUGUUUCUUUCAAGAGUCAAUGGGUAAAGGAAGAAGGCUAUGGUGGUAUUAUGAUCUUCAACUUGAAUAAUGACGACUGGGCAGGACAUUGUGAUAAUAAGACCAAAUUUUCCCUUUCAAGGGCGGCCACCAAAAUGAUAUCUUGAGACAGAAAUCCUAUUUCUGACUGUAUAUUACAAUUUACAACAAGAUGUGAAGUGAAAGGCUGCCGGACACGGAUAAGACAUGAAAUUAUGACUGUGGUAAAAAUUAGUCAACCUCAAAAAGUUCCUGAGCUUAAGAGAGCCCACCUGAUUAUUUGUUACAUGCCU